AUGGCGGGCUUCCACGGGCGACAGGGCUUCCACCGCCGCCACGCCCACAGACAGUGGGGUCCCCCGCCGUCUCCUCCCCACUACGGCGGCUUCUCUGGUUACGCUCUCCCUCCCCCGUAUCUCUCCCCCAUUUACCAGCCGGGAUGGAGCUAUGGCCCCCCCCAGCCCAUGCCUCCCGCUCCUUCUCCUCCUCCGAGUACUCCUCGUCUGGGGACCGAGAUCGUCACCCUCCUUCUGCGGACGCAGAUCGAAUACUACUUCAGGUACCCCUCUCUCCGUCUCUGUACCGAUUUCGAUGAUCGCCGAUCUUGCGCCUGGAUCCAUUAACGACGGACUGGAAUCUGCGCAGCGAGGACAAUCUGGCGAGAAACGUCCACCUGAAGAUGCAGAUGGACGAGGAAGGCUGGGUGAGCGUGCAUACCAUCGCCAGCUUUCCGAGGGUAAGCGACUGUCAUUCCGACUGCUACCGCCGAUUUCUCUCCCCUUGGAUCUCCGUGGGGGGUUGAACCAAGGCAUUUCCUCGCAGGUGAAACGGCUGACGAACGACGUGGUGCUCAUACUGCGGUCGCUGCAGCCUUCUCCCACCGUGGAGGUGGAGGUGAUGGUGAGUCUUCCGACCCUGGAUCUGGAAACCUGAUCAAACCUGUGGAUUUUUUGUCUAGUUCGGCUGAUGUGUGCGUCGAUCUUGACUUCGCAGGAUGGCAAAAUGAGGAGGAGGGGGACGUGGAAAAAGUGGCUGAUUCGAAGGUAGAAGGAGCCUCCUGUCGAGCAGGGUACCGGACACCAGUGGAAGCUCAUUUUAAUUCUACCUCCGCCUCUCUCUCUGUCUCUCUGUCUGUCUUUACCGGGGCUACGUAUCGUCUCCCACCUCCUCUGUAACCUGUAAGGCCUUUUUCGCCUGUAAACCGGCCGGCGGCGCCAGGAUGGCGAGGUUCUUGAAUAGGUUAGAACCACAAGAGAACUCAUGUAGAGGGUUUUUAUGAAAUUACUGUAACGGAAUUGCCAUGCAGGGCGAGAAAGGACCCAACCCCGUAGGAUAAAAAAUGGGCCGAGUAAAUCGGGCCGAAGUGAAUAGGUGGGUGGGUUCUGUCCGGCAGGAUCGGUAAAGGAUCUGUAUGCCUUCCAUCGAGCCUCUCUUGUACCUCCACAGUGGACCGUUCGGCAGAUUGAUGCAGGCUCUUGGUAAGGGGUCGUCGGUACUGUGGGCACACCCCGCCUGAAAGCUCAGCAGAUCCUCUUCUCACUUGUUUCAACGCGUGCACUUUUCUCGAUUUAGUUGUAUGGAAUUUCGAAUUAAAAAUACCCUCUACAAGCGUGCAAAAUUUGGGGGCCACACCUGGAAAACUACUAAACUUCGUGAGCCACAUUACUUUUCACCGCAUGAACCAUCUCUUGGUUACAGGACCUGGAUUUUACCAACAAGCUCAGGAAAGGUGAUCGGUCGAACCAAUGCCAAAGCAAUUUUCAGUGGAGCUAAAUAAAUCCCAAUCUAAUGGCCCCAUUUAAUUGAGUAACAAGAUGCAAAGCACAAGGAGAGAGAGAGAGAGAGAGAGAGGGAGAGAGAGGGAGAAGGAGAGAGACAGAGAGAAGAACAACUAAGAUCAGCUCAAUUAUUCAGAGAUGUGGAAUAUGAAUCACAGAUUCCCAUUAAUCAUAACAUAGUUCAGCAGAGGAGGUGGGGAGAUCGAGACCACUCAAGUUUGAUAUGUUCUCCCUCUCUCUCUCGCCCUGGGAACCCUAGACCUUAUGUAAGGUAAAGGACAGAGACAUGGGGAGUCAGGGGUUUUAUUUUGUCUGAAAUAAGGUGAAGCAGCAACGCCUUUGGAACCACUCCACAUCUGAAAUAAGGACUCCUAUUAAAAAUGUACCUCUUUCUCUCACUUUUUUUCUCUCUCUCUCUCACCUCCCUCCCCUUCCUCUUUCACAUCGGAAGCCCUCGACGUUUCUCCAUUUCUUGAUUUACAGCAACCAGUAAAAUGUGACAGUGUACUAGAACCGUCCUCCAUGAAGAAUUGUCAUCAGUCCUCUUUGAGUGAAUACAUGUUCUUGGCAUUUUCAUCUCUAUCUUCUUCUCCUUCUUCGUUCUUCUUAUGGAAAGCAAUUGGCUAUUUUUCCCUCAUUCCUGUAACUAGAAGCAACGUGUCACAUUCCUGAGAAUGGCUCGUUUUCUAAAACGGGCAUCGAUCAGUCCAUUCUUCUCCCUUUUUGUGUACAUUAUAUCAUCAUGGAAGAUGCAGCUUUGGUGUGGGUGACUUGGCUUUGUUCUUUCUGAGAGGGAGAAGGCAAUGUAGUGUUCAUGUGGACUUGUGCACGACAAUAGAUUUAUUUACUUGUAUCCUCUAAUCCAGCAACCGUUUUCCACGUUAUACUACUUGAGAAGCUGCUACAGAUCGUGAGGAAUUUUCCUGGUGAUGAAUUCACUCUUCGACGGAAGUUCACAAUCGACUUGGAGUUCUUAGAUUUGAAGGUACCCUGUAAAUUUACCGGUCACCCUGUGCCAUUUUUUUCUCUGCAAGUUUCUUUUCUUAAAGAUAUGCAAUGUGUCCAAUUUUUUUGAACAAAGUACGUAUUAUUCUUGGCCCAUUAGAAAUGUUGUCGAUGAUGAAUUUCGUUGACAAUCCAACUGGUAAGGAGGAAGUUCAGUAGGUUUGAAAAUUUGUGAAGAUCCAUAUGAUCCUUUUUCAUACAUGCUCGCCCCAAUGAUGUUUGCUCCAAUUUCAAUCUAAUUUAUAGAUAUAUAUAUAUUCAUAGAACUUCUCUCGGUGUUUAGGAUUGAAAUAUGAUCAUCAAUCGCUAAUCGGGUUCUGCUCCUCUUUUCUUUCUUCUUCUUUCCGUAAAACCAAGGUAGAGAGGCAUCUUCAAUUUGGCACUUUGAGCAAUUGAUGCAGUCUCUAGUGACAAAGUCCACACACUUGUGCCUCUCUCACAUGAUGGAAGAGGAUAUCCAGUCAAACAUCAACAUGAACAUGGCCAGCAGCAAGUUGUGUGCACACAAGGCCCUCUUGAUGGUGAGCUCACCUAUCUUGAAUUUUUUUAAAAAAUUGAAUGAAAUAAAAAUCAUGGGUUGCCUCCCAUGCAUCAUUGAAUUUAAUCUCUUCAGCUGGCCAACACUUAGAUCAUAUAAGAUGAUCUAUGACCAUCAAUAUAUAUUUUUAUCCCAAGGUAAGUUUCAUGAUAUUUUUUUUAGAUUUAGUAUAAAUUCGUCUGCUUUAUAUAAAUAUACCUUGACAUACCUUCUGGAAAAAAAUAAAAUAAAAUAAAUUCUCAAAAAUAAUAUUUUCAUUUUGAAAAGAACCUCUCCUCAUUUUUAUCCUAUUUUGUAAGGCUCUCAUUCAAUAGUAAAUACUUUCUAUUAAUACACUAUAAAAUGUGAUCCGGUCAUGUAAUUUUCAAAUUAGCACUUACUCAAUCUAAAAAUUUUUCAUCUAAAAUGAUAUUUUUAAUUCUUCCACUCACCUAUUUCUUAAUGUAUUCUUUUAUCUGCAUAAUAUUUCCUCGCUCUAUUUUAUCUUCUCAACAUAUUCGUUCAAUUUGUGAGGAGUGAAAUAUUUCAAGCUUAAACAUAAUUCUAAUGGGCUGUGGGUUUUGAAGGAUGAAAGAAUUGUCUUCUUUAAUUUGAGAUCUAAUGAAUUCAUUAAAAUUCAAAUUUUUUUGCCUAUUAGUUGAAUCAUAUUCAUUAUUGUCUUUUUUACCAUUAGUUGAAUCAAUUCUUUUUCUAGUUUUUCGUUUCUUAACUAAUCAAAUUCUUCAUCUUUCCAAGAGUUGUCUACUAACUUCAGUAUAUGAUAUGCAUCAUCAUCCUCACUAUCAACUUCCAUGGUUGUAAAAUUCUAAUUAGAUUUAUUAAUUUCGUCUCUUACAUCUCUCAAAUCAAUUGAUGUUUCUUCACUUGAAACAUAUUUUUUUCUCAUUUUUGUCCUUACUCUCUUCUACUAAAAUUUAGAUGAUUUUUCCAUGAUCAACUAUUGUUUCUUCAUCUAAGGACUCUUUCUCCUCAUCAUCCUUACUAUAUUCAUUCAUCAAUUGUGAGUAAUAAAUAAUUUUAUUCAAGUUUUCUGUUACUAUAUUUUCAGUCUUAAUAUUCUCAUUUACUUCUAAUGGCUCAUCUAUUUCUUCUAAUAAUUAAGAAUAUAGAUCAGGUAAAAUAUUCUCACUUAAUGUAUUUAUUAUCCUAAUAUUUUUAUUUUGUGAGUUUUUUUUAAAUUUGUUUAGCUAGACUCCCUUACUGAAAUCUUACUAUUAGAUAGUUUCCUGAAUUUUUUGUGAGUUGACUAGGUGAUUGUCCCUCUUCUCUCUUAUUCUUAAAAGCCUCUAUAAAUUGUUUUUGCUGCAACAUCAUUUGUUUCAUUGUUUGCUAAAUCAUUUGGCUCAUUUGCUGCAUCAUAUCUGUAAAAUCAAGUUGGAUUUUAGAAGACUGAUUUUUCUGAAAUCUAUGUUCUUGUUUUGGACAAAAUUCAGAAUUUAUAUUGAGUCUAAGUGCUUCUGAAUUUUGAAUAUUAUUUAGAUCUCUCUACAAAAAAAUAUUCCUUCAAUUAAGAUUAUAAGAAUUAGAAAAAUAUUCUCUAUUUUUACUAAAAUCAUGGGGUACUUGCACUUGCUCUUACCUAGGCUGAAAUGAGUGAUCAAAAUUAUAACAUUGAAAUUCGAAAUGGUCAUUUUCAUUAUACAUAGGACAUGUACUAUAUGCAUUAAAUUGAAGGUUAUGAGGCUUUUUAAUAUUGUCAAUAAGUAAAUCAAGUUUUCCUAAUCUAUAAUUAAUCUGAUUAACCUCAUUUUUUAAAUUAGUAUCAUCAUCAUGAUGUAAUUCAUAAAUUCUUCUUUCCUUAUCCCGUCAUAUAACUCAAAAAAGGCUUGAUUUCUAGAAUUUUUACUUAAAUUCUCAUAAAUUCUAUAAAUCUCAUCAAGGGUUUUCUCCAAAAAAGCUCUUCCACAUAUAGAGUCAACCAUAUUUCUAUGUUGUUCUAAUAAUUUAUCAUAAAAAAUUCUAUUAAUGUGCCACUUUGGUAUAGCAUGAUGAGAAUAGUUUGAGUAAAUUUAUAAUUUUUUUUGAUAUUAGAUGUAAAGAUUUUUUGACUUUUGAGCAAAACUUCAUUUAUGUUUUCUCAUAUUUUGAGUUUUUUCUAAGGAAGAAAAUUUUCAAAGAAAAGGUUUGUUCUGUCUUUCUAACUAGUUAAUUCUCUAUCUAAUGUGGAUAACCAAUAACUAGUAUUGUCCUUUAAGCUAUGAGGAAAUAAUUUUAUCUUAAUAACUUUUGGUGUAACUUGAAAGAGAUUAACUAAAUCACAGACUAUGUAAUUUUUUUUAAAAUGUUGAUGGGGUUUUUCUAAAGGUAAUCCAUGAAAAUUAGAGAGCAUUUGGAAACUUUUUGAAUUUAUUUUGAAUUUAACAAUGGUUGCUCAUGAGACUUUAAUAUUGGAUGCUCAUUGAUAUGAAUCAGGGAUGUUAUAAUUUUUUAUGGCCAUGGGAUUAUUAUUAGUUUGACUUGUACUUCUUUCAGGAUCUAUCAAAAUUAAUUUUUCUUUCAAAUUUUUAGUUUUGAACGAAAUAGUGAAAUGAUUUUCUAACCUUAGAUACAAGGAUCUUCUACAAUACAUAAAUAUCAAUAAAUUACAAAAAAAAUAAUAAUUGUUACCCUCCUUCAGUAUGCUCUAGUCUUUGCCUUGCUGCUCUUCAUUCUUUUAAAAAAAAAAAUUAUAAAAAAAGAAAAUAAAACAAGAGUUAAUAUUUUUGUGUACUCUAAGAAAAAAUAAAAAAAACUAAAUAUUAUGUAAUACAUUGGCGUGACUUAGUCGUUGUAUAGUAAAUUAUGCAAAUUUAAAAUUUAUAAAACUAGAAAAUAGAAAUUUUUAGAUAUUUAGAAGUAUUUCUAAACAAAUAUAUUAAUUAUAAUUCAAUAAAACUUUCAAAAUAGUGAUAAUUUUCCAAGUCGAUUACAAGGAUGUAAUAUAAUAUAUGGUAAUUAUUUAAAAUUUUGCUCAAAGAAUACUAUUUUCUAUGAAUUUUAUACUAGCAAAUGAAAAAAAUAUAUUUAAAAUUCACAAAAAAGGGAAAUAAGGGUGCAGACAUCAAGAUGACAUCAGCGCCCAGCGAAAGCAAAUUAAGGUGAAAAUAAAGUUCCGCUCGGUGAUUCUUAUGUAAGCGAUUACAAACAAUUUAAUUGAUCAAAUUAAGAUCUAUAAAAGCCAAAAGAAUCGUAAUGAAAUAAAGUAUAUCUUGGUAAAUUUAAAAUCAACAAAUUAUCACUAAAUGAAACAGAAAUUAAGUUGAAAGUAGGAAAACAGAGUUCUGAUGUCGCGGUGGCGAUGCAUCGGUGAUGCACCAGAAUUUUGAGCAUUUGGGAGGAUAGUCGUGCAGAGUCUACGGCCUCAAAGGCUCUCCUUGGAUAACGACGAUGUGGGCAAUCUCUAGAUCUCUUUGCAAAGUCUAGAGAUUAAUGAAAUGAGUCAUUAAAUCAUCUCCAACAGCUGUCACCCGGUAGAGCGGAAAAAUGACGACUUUGUGGCUCUCUGGCGGCUGUCACCCGACGGAGAGGAGCUGGAUGGAGGUGGGGCACGUGUUAGAGAGCUUCAUCCUCAGGUCCACAUAGCAAGAGGAAGCUCUUCAUCGCAUCUGAUACGCUCUCUGGAGGUGGUGACUCAUCUGCUGACGGAUUGUCCUCUUCCGGACGAUGGCUUGUUCGUCGAUCAAUCAGAGAUGCUUUACUUGAUGGAUUCACGAUCCUUUUUUCACAAAUCGUUCAACAAUUUUAGUAACAAUGCUCCACGAAUUGUGUUGACAAAAUUUUUGCCGAUGAUCCAGCGAUUCUGGUUGCUUAAUCUUUCACCGAUGGCCGGUUGCCCACCCUUUUUGUAGAAGGUGAUGCAGGUUUAGUCCCACAUCACUUGUGCGCCAAAUUAUCGGGCGAAUAUAUAGUAAUGUUAUAUUUCAAAGUAAGUUCCUUCUGUCGCGUGUACGACCACUCUUUGCCCCACAACCGGCUGGCCACUAGUGACGUGGAAGGGGAGUGGUGCACACAUGCCUCUAUCGAUCCAAGCUGCUUGAGCCCCUACUCGUGGCUACUCCCGGACUGCACUUUUGA
Spirodela intermedia is the source of this 7078-nucleotide messenger RNA. The record is from the annotation of a GenBank genome assembly. Lineage: Eukaryota; Viridiplantae; Streptophyta; Magnoliopsida; Alismatales; Araceae.